Laetiporus sulphureus 93-53 is the source of this 2088-nucleotide messenger RNA. RefSeq lists its product as uncharacterized. Gene Ontology annotation, cellular component: cytoplasm; nucleosome. The record is from RefSeq and is a predicted model, not a curated record. Gene Ontology annotation, molecular function: DNA binding; structural constituent of chromatin; protein heterodimerization activity. Lineage: Eukaryota; Fungi; Basidiomycota; Agaricomycetes; Polyporales; Laetiporaceae. Bases 1 to 2088 code for a protein of 695 amino acids. The transcript has 15 exons.
AUGGAGCUGCUCUCCAAGUUUGUGUCCUCGUCACAUAUGCCAGGAGGGACUAUUACGGACAAGCCAACGCUGUUGUUGCGUCUCCUGGACUAUGAGCUGCUCACGGGCGAAGAUGGGAAGCGGACGGCCGGGUUCGGCUGGUUUGCAAGAGUCGCCGGAGUACUCGAGUCGAUGAACGUGCUAGCCCAUGCACAUCUGGAGCUGGGUGUGGCCAGUCCAUUCCUGUACACUCCGCGCCCGCAUUCACAUCCGAUCUUGGCUUCCAUUCGGGCCUUCUUGAACGAGGAGGUCGGCGCGUGCAUCGCGUCCGAAGGCACGCCCAAGUGCUUGGGGCCGAUCGUCUUUGGCGCACAUCACAGUGCUGGGAAGGUCGCCGAAGGCGUGCUAGAGCUUCUCAGUGACUUGCCCCAUGUGAAAGUCGCUGUGAAGGACCUGCCGGCACUAGUCAGCGAUCCAAACACUGACUUGUGGAAGGAACGAGACUCGCAGAGCUGUUACUUCGUGCGGAUGGAUGGUAAGCCAUACGAGCGUUCGGACUACUAUGUGAACCCGCAAGAAUACGCGUCCGAAUUCCAUAUGAAGAUCGCACCCUGGAGAUCGCACUCGAGCGCGCACAGCAAGUCAGCCGGGGGCAUUUUCGCGUGCGUCGAGGACAUCAGCUGUGACAUCGAGGGCGGCCUCGAGUUCCUCCCGUGUCAUUCUAUGCUCUCUGCGCCAUUCUUCACGAUAGGCCCGGCGCACUUCCUGCCGGUGACAAUGAUGGCGGUGGACAUCCUGCCCACGGCCCUCCCGCUCGAGGCGUCGAAGCACUUCUCGAGGGUGCUACUGCCGUACCUGCGCACACUCAUUGGGAAGUACCAUGGUAAUGCGGGAGAGCGGGAGAAGGCGGAGGCACUGAGGUGGGCGACGGUGGCGAAGGGCGGGCGGCUCGUGGGGGAGUGUGCAUGGUUGGAGAAACCGCUGGAGAUUUGGCAUCAUAAGCGGGCUGCUGCUGCUAUGAGCGGACAAGCCGCUGCUGUUAUCCCACCGGCGUCUGCGGCCGUGAAGCAUCAUCAUACUCCGCGAGAGCCGAGGAAGAAGGUCUUGAUGCUUGGGAGCGGUAUGGUGGUCGGUCCGGCGAUCGAGGAGCUGUGCAAGCGCAGUGACAUGGAGCUGCUUGUUGCCAGUAACUCUAUCCUGGAAGCAGAGCGGCAGACGGAGGUGUACCUUAAUGCGACCGCUGCGCAGGUGGACAUGGCUGACCCCGAGAGCAUGGUUAGGCUGGUCGCGGAGGCGGACGUGGUCAUCAGUUUGCUCCCAGUCCCAUUCCACCCAUCCGUCGUGCAGCUCUGUAUCAAACACCGAAAGCACCUCGUCACCGCCUCGUACAUCUCUCCUGCCAUGCGCGCCCUGCACGAUGAGGCGGUUGGCGCGGACGUGCUACUGCUGAAUGAGAUCGGGUUGGACCUGGGGAUCGAUCGCUGCUCCGCUUUGGCGCUGGUCGACUCGCUGAAGCGGCAGGGCAAGGAGGUCGUCUCGUUCACGUCAUUCUGCGGCGGCCUGCCUGCGCCAGAGUGCGCGGAGGACGUGCCGCUCGGGUACAAGUUUAGCUGGAAUCCGCGCGGCGUGCUCACCGCUGCACUAAACCUAAACGAGGCGACGUUCAGGCUGGGGCACCAGACAUAUACGAUCCAUGAGAGUGACUUGUUGACGUCGUGCGUGCCUGACGUGCCCGUGUCGAAGGUCCUGCGCUUUGAGGGGCUGCCGAACCGGAAUAGUCUUCCGUAUGCUGGGUUUUACGGGCUGGGAUCUGAGAACCUUCGCACGAUCUUCCGAGGGGCUUUGCGAUACGCCGGCUUCUCGCGAUUGAUGGAUGGGUUCAGCAAGAUUGGUCUCCUCGACACGUCCGCGACGGUCGAGCUGAAAGAUUGGACGUCUCUCGCUCGCAAAGCACUCGCUUCAGCCGUCAUGGCUCUUCAGGAGGCUGCCGAGGCCUAUCUUGUGUCCCUCUUCGAGGACACCAACCUUGCUGCGAUCCAUGCCAAGCGAGUCACGAUUCAACUUAAGGAUCUGGCUUUAGCUCGCCGUCUCCGUGGCGACAGGAGCUGA